Messenger RNA from Knipowitschia caucasica, 2658 nucleotides. NCBI's taxonomy places the organism in Eukaryota, Metazoa, Chordata, Actinopteri, Gobiiformes, Gobiidae. The record is from the annotation of a GenBank genome assembly.
AUGAUGGCAGGAGACCAGUCCCAGUCUGACCUGGACUCUAGACCUGAGGACCAGUCCCAAUCUCUGACUCUAGACCUGAGGACCAGUCCCAGUCUGACUCUAGACCUGAGGACCAGUCCCAGUCUGACCUGGACUCUAGACCUGAGGACCAGUCCCAGUCUGACCUGGACUGUAGACCUGAGGACCAGUCCCAGUCUGACCUGGACUGUAGACCUGAGGACCAGUCCCAGUCUGACCUGGACUCUAGACCUGAGGACCAGUCCCAGUCUGACUCUAGACCUGAGGACCAGUCCCAGUCUGACUCUAGACCUAAGGACCAGUCCCGGUCUGACCUGGACUGUAGACCUGAGGACCAGUCCCAGUCUGACUCUAGACCUGAGGACCAGUCCCGGUCUGACCUGGACUGUAGACCUGAGGACCAGUCCCGGUCUGACCUGGACUCUAGACCUGAGGACCAGUCCCAGUCUGAGCUGGACUCUAGACCUGAGGACCAGUCCCAGUCUGACUCUAGACCUGAGGACCAGUUCCAGUCUGACCUGGACUCUAGACCUGAGGACCAGUCCCAGUCUGACCUGGACUCUAGACCUGAGGACCAGUCCCAGUCUGACUCUAAACCUGAGGACCAGUCCCAGUCUGACCUGGACUCUAGACCUGAAGACCAGUCCCAGUCUGACCUGGACUCUAGACCUGAGGACCAGUCCCAGUCUGACCUGGACUCUAGACCUGAGGACCAGUCCCAGUCUGACUCUAGACCUGAGGACCAGUCCCAGUCUGACCUGGACUCUAGACCUGAGGACCAGUCCCAGUCUGACCUGGACUCUAGACCUGAGGACCAGUCCCAGUCUGACUCUAGACCUGAGGACCAGUCCCAGUCUGACUCUAGACCUGAGGACCAGUCCCAGGCUGACCUGGACUCUAGACCUGAGGACCAGUCCCAGUCUGACCUGGACUCUAGACCUGAGGACCAGUCCCAGUCUGACUCUGGACCUGAGGACCAGUCCCAGUCUGACUCUAAACCUGAGGACCAGUCCCAGUCUGACCUGGACUCUAGACCUGAGGACCAGUCCCAGUCUGACCUGGACUCUAGACCUGAGGACCAGUCCCAGUCUGACCUGGACUCUAGACCUGAGGACCAGUCCCAGUCUGACUCUAGACCUGAGGACCAGUCCCGGUCUGACCUGGACUGUAGACCUGAGGACCAGUCCCAGUCUGACCUGGACUGUAGACCUGAGGACCAGUCCCAGUCUGACCCGGACUGUAGACCUGAGGACCAGUCCCAGUCUGACCUGGACUCUAGACCUGAGGACCAGUCCCAGUCUGACCUGGACUCUAGACCUGAGGACCAGUCCCAGUCUGACUCUGGACCUGAGGACCAGUCCCAGUCUGACCUGGACUCUAGACCUGAGGACCAGUCCCAGUCUGACUCUAAACCUGAGGACCAGUCCCAGUCUGACCUGGACUCUAGACCUGAGGACCAGUCCCAGUCUGACCUGGACUCUAGACCUGAGGACCAGUCCCAGUCUGACCUGGACUCUAGACCUGAGGACCAGUCCCAGUCUGACUCUAGACCUGAGGACCAGUCCCGGUCUGACUCUAGACCUGAGGACCAGUCCCGGUCUGACCUGGACUGUAGACCUGAGGACCAGUCCCAGUCUGACCUGGACUGUAGACCUGAGGACCAGUCCCGGUCUGACCUGGACUGUAGACCUGAGGACCAGUCCCAGUCUGACUCUAGACCUGAGGACCAGUCCCAGUCUGACCUGGACUGUAGACCUGAGGACCAGUCCCAGUCUGACCUGGACUGUAGACCUGAGGACCAGUCCCAGUCUGACCUGGACUCUAGACCUGAGGACAAGUCCCAGUCUGACUCUAGACCUGAGGACCAGUCCCGGUCUGACCUGGACUGUAGACCUGAGGACCAGUCCCAGUCUGACCUGGACUCUAGACCUGAGGACCAGUCCCAGUCUGACUCUAGACCUGAGGACCAGUCCCGGUCUGACCUGGACUGUAGACCUGAGGACCAGUCCCAACCUGAGGACCAGUCCCAGUCUGACCUGGACUGUAGACCUGAGGACCAGUCCCAGUCUGACCCGGACUGUAGACCUGAGGACCAGUCCCGGUCUGACCUGGACUGUAGACCUGAGGACCAGUCCCAGUCUGACCUGGACUGUAGACCUGAGGACCAGUCCCAGUCUGACCCGGACUGUAGACCUGAGGACCAGUCCCGGUCUGACCUGGACUGUAGACCUGAGGACCAGUCCCAGUCUGACCUGGACUCUAGACCUGAGGACCAGUCCCGGUCUGACCUGGACUGUAGACCUGAGGACCAGUCCCAGUCUGACCUGGACUCUAGACCUGAGGACCAGUCCCAGUCUGACCUGGACUCUAGACCUGAGGACCAGUCCCAGUCUGACCUGGACUCUAGACCUGAGGACCAGUCCCAGUCUGACUCUAGACCUGAGGACCAGUCCCAGUCUGACUCUAGACCUGAGGACCAGUCCCAGUCUGACUCUAGACCUGAGGACCAGUCCCAGUCUGACUCUAGACCUGAGGACCAGUCCCAGUCUGGACCAGAUGGUUCAACGUCACAGAGCAGCUCCACAGACCAUCAACACCAGCUGCACAUGGUGUCACUGUGCCACAAACACUGCAGCUUGA